UCCUCACAAUGGGGUUGUUGGGCGGGAGGAUUUCACAGAGCAGAGCGCUCUCAGCAGCGCCCAGUGCUCGGGAAGUAGUCGCCACACCAGCUGGUGGCAGAGUUGUCUUUGGAUGGUGACGGCUCUGGGGCUGCUCACACAGCUGUAGCGGCAGCUGGAAGCUGAGGGUAAGCCUGACUCAAGGGGAGGGGCGCCGGGUGGGGGCGGGUCCUGGCCAAGCUCUGGCGGCCCCCGGAUCCUCUGCUCCGCACCCCAGCCCCCAACUCUCCACCUGCAAGCCCCACGGAGCUGUGUCCCCUCCACGCGCGCACCUCCCGGGUGGAACCCGCGAGCGCAGGGCCCCCCCACAUCGCAGCUGCGGAGGACAGAGGCCCCGCCCCGCCCCGCCCCGCCCCGCCGGCCCCGCCCUCCCGAGCCGGAGCUGCGGCCGCUGGCGCUGGCGCUGUUCCUGCGGACGGACUGACGGACGGGGCGGGCUCCCAGAGCCCCGCGCGGAGCCGGCCAGGGACCCGCGACCAGGGCCGGGCCGCUGCCGCUCCAGCGAGGCCGCGCCUGCUCUCGCCGCUGUCUCGCUCUCCUGCCCCCAGAGCCCAUGCCCACUGGGCUGACCGGGAGGAUGGGCGCCUGUGGGAGGAAGGCCCUGACCCUGCUGAGCAGCGUCUUCGCCGUGUGUGGCCUGGGCCUGCUGGGCAUCGCCGUCAGCACGGACUACUGGCUGUACCUGGAGGAGGGCGUGGUCCUGGCCCAGAACCAGAGUACCGAGACCAGGAUGUCGCUGCACUCGGGCCUGUGGCGGGUCUGCUUCCUGGCAGGUGAGGAGCAGGGGCGUUGCUUCACUAUCGAGUACGUGAUGCCCGCGAGCGCCCAGCUGACCUCGGAGUCCACGGUCAGCGUACUAACAAGACUGACGCCAUGGCCUUGGCCUCACCAGAGCCGGCUUGGACCCCAGAUGAAGCUGCGGUGCAGUUCUGAAGCUAAUCCCCGGGUUAGCACAGACCCCACAGAAAUGAUUCGCUCGGCCACCCCGUUCCCCCUGGUCAGCCUCUUCUUCAUGUUCAUCGGCUUCAUCCUGAGCAACAUCGGACACGUCCGUCCCCACAGGACCAUCCUGGCCUUUGUCUCAGGCAUCUUCUUUAUCCUCUCGGGCCUCUCCCUCGUGGUGGGCCUGGUGCUCUACAUCUCCAGCAUCAACGACGAGAUGCUCAACAGGACCAGGGACGCGGAGACCUACUUCAGCUACAAGUACGGCUGGUCCUUCGCCUUCGCAGCCAUCUCCUUCCUGUUAACUGAGAGCGCCGGGGUGAUGUCCGUGUACCUGUUCAUGAAGAGAUAUACCGCCGAGGACCUGUACCGGCCUCACCCUGGCUUCUACCGCCCGCGUCUGAGCAACUGCUCGGAUUACUCGGGCCAGUUCCUGCACCCGGACGCCUGGGCCCGGGGCCGCAGUCCCUCCGACCUCUCCAGCGACGCCUCCCUGCAGAUGAACAGCAGCUACCCGGCACUGCUCAAGUGCCCGGACUACGACCAGAUGUCCACCUCCCCGUGCUGAGCCGCGGCCUCCCCUGGACCGCGGCCCGGACAGCCUUCCCUGCCCUCGUUGGCCCGUGAGCCCCGGCACCCCCACACCCAGCUGCUGUCGCCCGACCCGUCCCCUCCCCACACCCCCCACUAGCUCCUGCGCAGGUCACGAGUGUCAGGAGCGGGAGAGAGGGCGGGAGAGAGGGCUGACUGGUCUGGAGGGGGUGGUGUAGCCAAUCACUCGGGCCUCUGCUCCCAGGAGAGAGGUGGGUACCGCUGGAUCUUCACCCACCCCACCUUACGUCUCGGCCAAGACCAAGGCCAGUGCUGGGAUGCCAGGUUCUUUCCAGAGGCCCAGCUGGUCUGAUGAGCCUGCCGCCUGGCCUGGCCCUCCCUCAUGAUCCGGGCUGUGGGUCAAGAGGUGACCAAUCCGGAGGUCUGGCUGGUUCAGAGCUGUCCAGCCAAGUCCUUGCAAAGUCCUUUAUCCCUAGUGGUCACCUGCAUUCCACUAGGACACACCUGUGUGCUCUCUCCAGCUCCUGGCACCCCACAGCCUGGGGGCUCUUUCCUCUUCUCCCACCAGAACUCAGCCGCCCCAAACGCUCCCAGAGGGGUUAAGGGAGUCUGGACCACUCGGAUGAGGUCACAAAGAGACAUUAACAGCUGGUGAUGUCUUGGUGUGUACGGCCCCUCAGCAACGUGUUUAACGGGGGCCUUUGAUGCCUUAACCCAGAGAAGCGACUCUGAUGAUGGGAAUUUCGGGAUGGGGCUGGUCCGAGUUAAUAUUGCCAAGCACUAUAUCAGGCCCAGGGAUACUGUCCUCGCUCACAGGGGUGACAUUUCUGGUGUAAUCGUGUAGACAGACGUCUGUCCCAGCAAAGCAGAAGGCGAGUUUCAAGAGGCCGCCUGGGGUUUGGAGCUGGAUUGCUGACACUGGAGUCUAAAGAAGCUGGACUCACGAUAGUCCUCCCAAGGACGCUGUCAAGGCCGGAGGGCCGAUUUAACGCUCAUACACGGCAGUGUCUGCCUGCUGGGAACGGGCUGGGAAUGGGCGUGGGUUGGCAGACAGAAGCUGGAGAGGAUGCGGCGGCGCGAUGCCCCUUUCCCAGGUGGAAUCCGGAGUGGGGAGGCGCAGGCCCCCUCCAUGUGGUCCACAGAUGGAUGCAGGAAAGGUGCCUGCGGGACGGAACCUCGGAUUGCCACGUGUCUUCUCGGUGUGGCCAGCUUCUGGAUUUGAGGUUUCGAGCAGCCGGACAACAUGGGCUCUCUACCGUGUGUUUCAGUCACUCCAGCUGUUCUCUUGUGCUCUCUUUAAGACAGCGUUCAGUUCUUGGUGCAAAAAGCCACCAUGGGCAGCAUGUGGGCUCCAGGAAGAACUACAGAAAGCUGCGCAUGCAGCCUGGGUGGCCUUGGGCAGGGCCACGCAUCUGUUUGCUGGGCGGCCAUGGGCUGGGUGGCUUCAGCGGCAGACAUUGGUUUUCUCACAGUUCUGGAGGCCAGAAGCCAGAGGUCUAGGUGCCAGCAGACUUGAUUUCUUUCGCGGCUGUUUCCCACGGCUUGUCGAUGGCCAUCUUCUCCACGUAGCCUCACGUGGUGUUUUUCCUGCACACCUGGGUGUCCCCUGGUGUCCAAGCCCCUCUUAGGAGGACACCCAUCAGACUGGACGAGAGCCCAUCCUAAUGGCUCAUUUUAACUUAAAUCAGCUGGUUAAAGGCAUUGUCUCCAAAUGUAGCCAUCUUCUGAGUCCCGGAGGCAAAGGCCUGAACACAAGAGUGUGGGGCCAGGAGCAGGAAGAGGGGCGAGGAUCGGGCAGGGGGAUGGUGGGGGGAGCGGGCAGGGAUGGGGGGCGAGGAGCCGGAUGCGGGGCCGGGGGCAGGGCAGCAAGGAGCCCCGAUUGGGGCAGGGGCACCGCCCAGCCCGUCGCAGGGAGGCUGGACCGCCUAUUGUGUCAGGGGUACGAGAGGGGAGCCAGAGAAGCGGGCCGCGGUUCCAGUCCUGGCACCCUCCUAGGGGGUCCUGGGAAACCCCCUUCUGCUCCGAGGGACCUGGCCUAAGCUGUUUCCCACCCGCACCCCAGCUCUUAAGGGUCCAGCCUUCUGCGGCGGCCCCGCGUGUGGACUGCUCACCCUCGCGGGCGCGCUGACACAGCUGUAAAGCCCCUUCCACGUCGUCGGCCGGCCGCGACUUGUAACCUCCGUUACUGUUCACGGUUUACCCGGAAACCGGGUGCUGCCCGCCACAGAGGGCUGGGUCAGCGCGCUUGCAGACGGUCGGUCGUAUUUCCAAGCUGACGGCGCUUAGACGCGUGGACUCUAGCCUUCGCCGGCGUGCUGAGCUCCUUGGACAAGCCUUCUUGCCCUAAAGUACUCCUCUGUCGCCGUGCCGGGCUUGCCUUUGUGCACGUGGGAAAAGCAGAAACCCGCUGCUGAGCGCACGCCGCUGGCUGCUCUUUCGGACGGGCCUCUCGGCCUGGCCGCUGCGCUGCUCCGGCAGGCCGCUCUCCCCGGACAUGCAACUUCCGCGGCUCUUCAGCACGGGUUCUGGGUCCUUGUCUCCCCUCCUGCAGGCUGGGUGAAACUUUCUUUUCUGUCUAUAAAUUAAUCUCAGAACGGGGACCCUUGCAGCCCCUCCAGAAUCAAAGGAUUUUCGUGAAACAUUAAAGUGUAUAUAAACUCA
Molecule: messenger RNA, 4194 nt
Organism: Bubalus bubalis (water buffalo)
Lineage: Eukaryota; Metazoa; Chordata; Mammalia; Artiodactyla; Bovidae
Gene: CACNG5
Product: calcium voltage-gated channel auxiliary subunit gamma 5
Exons: 7
Coding region: 593-1549 (318 amino acids)
Biological process (GO): positive regulation of synaptic transmission, glutamatergic; calcium ion transport; postsynaptic neurotransmitter receptor diffusion trapping
Cellular component (GO): AMPA glutamate receptor complex; postsynaptic density membrane
Molecular function (GO): channel regulator activity; voltage-gated calcium channel activity
Source: RefSeq, a predicted model, not a curated record